AUGCCGGAACGGACGGGCAGUGCCUGAAAAAAUCAAUUAACUUCACUGCUUCUUAUAAUGAAUGGAAACUUUGUGUGGACAUCUUUCGACUUUCGUCCCUCCUCCUCUGAUGAACGCUGCAGACUUUGACCCGUUAACGUUGGCCAUAGCGCCACCGCCAAACGAAACUCCUACAGAGCGUGCAGACAGGGAGCUCGCUGAGGCAGAGGCUUUGAGGAUUAGCAAUGAGAUAGACGAGCAGCUCAGAAAAGAAAGAGAGAAUGAAAAGAAGAAGAAGCGGCCAGUGAAAUUAUUGCUAUUAGGACAAAGUGAAAGUGGAAAAACGGCUACUUUAAAGAACUUCCAGCUGACUUACGCAAAACGAGAAUGGAUAGCUGAACGAAACAAUUGGCGAGCAGUCAUCUUCCUCAACCUCGUCAGAAAUGUGAACAAUAUUCUGGACAUUCUCAAUCGAGAAAUGGCCGCGGCCUCUUUACCUUCCCCUGAUUACAUCGGAAGCAGUGACGAAUCUUCUGAGGACAUCAAUUCUUCCUCGAGGCCUCGGCUCAAAUUUAAAGAGAAACAUCGACUACUAAAACUCCGGUUGGGCCCUCUGCGACGGAUACAGACUGAUCUUGAGCGUCGCUUUGGUGCAACUGCUCUGGAGCCCCAGUCAACUUCAAUCACAACUGCCGCACCUUUCGGUAGUGAAGAAUCACAGUCAAGUCGCCAGUCAUCGAAAGAGUUCUCUAUCAACUCCAGUAACGGAUGGAAAUCAGCUUUUGAGAAGAUCCGAGCAAUGAGGGCGGCCGCACGCGCUGAUGGAGAUGCUCAUGCUCUGCGACGACUGCAAGAAACAGACGAUGAAAUUGCCGAAGUUAUUGCGGGCUGCCGUGAUGAUGUGAAGGCCAUCUGGGAAGAUCCAACCGUGCGAGAAAUGCUGAGUCGAGGCAAGACACGCGUGGAGGACUCCGCUGGAUUUUUCCUCAACGACGUGGACCGUAUAGCUGUUAGCAAUUACGAGCCAACAGAUGAUGAUGUUAUUCGAGCCCGGCUACGAACUUUGGGAGUUCAAGAAUACAGGUUCAUUUUCGAACAUGGUCGCACUGCUGGACAGGAGUGGAGAUUGUAUGAUGUUGGUGGCACUCGUAGCAGCCGCGCCGCAUGGUGGCCUUAUUUCGACGAUGUAAACGCCAUCAUCUUUCUUGCUCCCAUAUCUUGUUUCGAUGAAAAGCUCGCAGAAGAUCGCCGGGUGAACCGUCUUGAAGAUAGCUUCUUGUUAUGGCGAUCAGUCUGCGAUUGUAAAUUGCUCUCAAGGACGCAGCUAAUAUUAUUCCUCAACAAAUGUGAUCUCCUGCAGGCAAAAUUACAGCGUGGAGUAAGGAUACGAGACUCUGUACCUAGUUUCGGGGAUCGACGGAACGAUAUCUCAACUGCUACCAGAUACUUUCAGCAGCAUUUCAAGGAGAUACUGAAGCAAUAUUCACCUGUACAGCGCUCCUUUUUCGUUCAUUUGACAUCGGUCAUUGACACCCGUUCCACUGCUGUUACCUUAGGAGCAGUUGAAGAAUCUAUUCUCAGAGAUCAUCUGCGUCGCGCGGAUUUAAUGCCCUAGGCCGUCAUAUCUAUACAUCCAUAGUGUAUCUAAUUGUUCAUAUAUCGUUGUAUUGUUAUUCUUCAAUAAUUUAUACCAGCUUCACUUCUUUGAUAUUUUAGUUAUUCCUUGCUGGCUUUGUACCGUAUUGCACUUGUCAUAUGGAAUAAUCCCAAUGUAUAUGAUGUUGAUAGAAAUUCGACUCGGUCAUACCACUGUAACCUCACUGGCUCUCACUGGCACCAAAAGAAAAGGAUAUGGAUGGAAAAUGCAUGAGGUGAUUUUGAGACUGUACUUGGUAUGCGAGUUGUGCGUCUGGCUCCUUAAAAUGGUGCCUUCGUCAACAAGACUCCGGAGUCAACA
Molecule: messenger RNA, 1936 nt
Organism: Lentinula edodes (shiitake mushroom)
Lineage: Eukaryota; Fungi; Basidiomycota; Agaricomycetes; Agaricales; Omphalotaceae
Product: guanine nucleotide binding protein, alpha subunit
Exons: 16
Coding region: 62-1594 (510 amino acids)
Biological process (GO): G protein-coupled receptor signaling pathway
Cellular component (GO): heterotrimeric G-protein complex
Molecular function (GO): G-protein beta/gamma-subunit complex binding; G protein-coupled receptor binding; GTPase activity
Source: RefSeq, a predicted model, not a curated record